Messenger RNA from Dunckerocampus dactyliophorus (ringed pipefish), 4911 nucleotides. RefSeq names its product FAM20B glycosaminoglycan xylosylkinase (gene fam20b). The coding region runs from base 321 to 1550 and encodes 409 amino acids. Gene Ontology annotation, molecular function: phosphotransferase activity, alcohol group as acceptor. Gene Ontology annotation, cellular component: Golgi apparatus. The record is from RefSeq and is a predicted model, not a curated record. Gene Ontology annotation, biological process: protein phosphorylation. The transcript is spliced from 9 exons. Lineage: Eukaryota; Metazoa; Chordata; Actinopteri; Syngnathiformes; Syngnathidae.
AGCGCUCCAAACAGCAGCAGGAAGAAGUGUUUCGGAAGUGGACGCAGCGGCAGCCUGAGACAGAACAUCACAUCGGGGGAGGAAAAGGGCGGAGGAAAGUGAACCACCGACAGCGACGGACAGUAUGACCGUGGGGAGAAAUAAUUGAAUGAGUGGCUCUUGAUACUGAGACAAUAAUUCGUCAAAGGUGGACAGCAUAUGGCCGUAAGGCGGCCUUGUUGUCCACGUUGUCGACAUUCAUCAUCAUCAGGAGACCAGAGGCGAUGGAGGGCCAUGAAGGGUGAGGGGCUGGGAGAGUGAGGAACAGGUCCUGCGUGGAGAUGAAACUUAAACAGCGCAUGGUGGUGCUGUGUGCCGUGCUCCUCCUGCUGGGCCUCGCCAAGAUCUUCCUGCUGGAUGGCGGUGAGGGCUCGGCCGCCAGCAGACGGGACCUCAGAGCCUUUCGCAAGAUGGAGGCGGGUCUGUCUCUGUCACGGGGGGCUCGCCUCGCCCACACCCUCCAGUCACCCUGGGAGAUAGCGAGCCAGUGGGUGGGUCCCAGAGAAGUGUACCCCGAGGAGACGCCCGAGCUGGCCGCCGUGCUCACCGCCCUCAGCACCGCUCGCAUAGAGCGGGCCGACGUGGGCUACAAGGGCACGCAGCUCAAAGCCCUACUGGUUCUGGACGGAGGGCAAAAAGUGGUCUUCAAACCCAAAAGGUACAGCCGUGACUACAUCGUUGAGGGGGAGCCGUACGCAGGUUAUGACCGACACAAUGCAGAGGUGGCUGCCUUUCACCUGGACAGGAUCCUGGGCUUCAGGAGAGCGCCUCUCGUGGUGGGACGAUACGUCAACCUGCGCACCGAGAUCAAACCCGUGGCCACCGACCAGCUGCUCAGCACCUUCCUCACGCAGGGCAACAACACAUGCUUCUACGGGAAGUGCUAUUACUGCCGGGAGAGCGAGCCGGCGUGUGGCGAAGGCGACAUGAUGGAGGGCUCUUUGACCUUGUGGCUGCCAGACGUGUGGCCACUGCAGAAACACAGACACCCAUGGGGACGCACCUACAGGGAGGGCAAACUGGCCAGGUGGGAGUACGACGAGGGCUACUGCGAGGCAGUAAAGAAAAUGCCGCCAUAUGACGCGGGGCCACGGCUGCUGGACGUCAUCGACACGGCCAUAUUUGAUUAUCUCAUCGGGAACGCCGACCGCCACCACUACGAGAGUUUCCAGGAUGACGGCGGCGCCAGCAUGCUCAUCCUGUUGGACAACGCGAAGAGCUUUGGGAACGCUGCUCUGGACGAGCGAAGCAUCCUGGCGCCGCUCUACCAGUGUUGCAUGAUCCGCGUGUCCACCUGGAACAGGCUAAACCUGCUAAGAGGCGGAGCUCUGAGCUCGGGCCUGCGCCAGGCGCUGGCCUUCGACCCCAUCCAGCCCGUGCUGGCCGAGCCGCACCUCGCCGCCUUGGACAGGCGUCUCACGGGCAUCAUAGCCACCGUCAAGCAGUGCAUGGAGGCGCAGGGACCCGACAACUCCUUGAUAGAGGACCGCAUGAACCUCCCACACCCUUAAAAGCAGGACGGCGGAACUGGAGUUGGUGAUGAGUGGGGGGGCGACAACACGGAUCUACAGGGUGGAACUAACAACUACUGGAUUUCCUUCUUUUCCUUGUUUGCUACUCAUGGACGUGACCUUCCUGUCAGGACCGUGGAGAACAUCCACCUUUGCUGUCUCAGGUUUGGGAUGGAAGGGAAGGAUGGUGCUCGCGCGGAGGCAGGUUGCACGGUAAGAGCGAGAGGACGCACGCCGAAGAGCAGCCUUCCCGUCUGAAAUUGAGGUUUUUCGAUGUGAGACAACCUGGUUUUUUUGUCCAUUCUGCAGGAAGUGACAUUGCAGCCAAGUGUACAUAACUGAACUAAAGUGACAGUUAUUAUUAUUAUAUUAUUAUUGUGUUAAACCUACGUGGUGUGUGUGCGUGAGAGAGAGGCUGCCAUACUGUGCCGUUAACAAGAAAGCUACUGACAUCACUGACUUGAACAAAAAGGGGGCGGGGUCAUGAGUUGGGCUUCAUCUUCAAUAUUAAACAUAAGAUUGAUUUCACUUGUUGCUUUUGUUUUUCAUGAGGUUUCCUCUUGACUUCCAGGGUGUUCAAUCUAUUCAUAAAACGUUUAUUAAGUGGGUAGGCAAGGUCUGAACUAAGUCACAUAACGAGAGGUGGUGUAGAAAUACUUUUUGACAUUGUCUUUGCAACACCCCCACGACCCUAGUGAGGAUUAAGCAACAUAGAAAACGGAUGGAUGGAUGGAUGGAUGGGUUUUUGCAACACUCCCAUGUCAGUGAAAGCUGUGUGAUGCUGAUGGUUGCGACACCCACAAAGGAGGUAUGCGGCAGGCCCCCUCUUUCCCACACUCGGCCGUUUGAUGUAGGACACCUGUUUCACUUCUACUCAGCAGGUGUUUUACUCAAACCAGCAAAACCACAUCUUUUCAAGGCAUGUCGCUGCAUGUCUGUGUUGAUGCCAAACAAGCCAAGACAUCACCCCAGAUGUCUUCUCUGACUUGGAAUGGAUGCAUGAGGGCAGGACAGGAGGAACUUGAAGAGGUUCCGCUCUGUCUUGAUGCACUUUUCGACAAUUAUUUCAUUGCUUUGGUUUCCUAGAAGCAAAUUUUGGUUCCUGGUGGGUGGUUGGUGUGGGCUUGACAAUUUCGUCCCCCUUUAACCAAUCAGACGUCAGUUUGCAGGCGUGAGUGUUUCCUGUCAGCGCCUGUGUGUCAUAUCAACACCGUCGUUAAAAGCCUGUCUCAGUCCUCUGACGACUGAUGCUGACGAGGAAGAAGAGAGAGGAUGGAUGCUGAAGGAGGUCGCUGCAUGCUGGGGGGCGAGCGCGCCAAGAAGCUGGCGGUGCUGGUGGCUGCGCAGAGCGUGCUGGUGGCUGUGUGCUUGGCGGCCACGUGCUACGUUUACUGGGAUCUUCACCGGGUGGUGAGUGACACGUUCACGUGCUAUCGAGUGUGUGUCGGUGGCGUUGUUGAAAAUCUGUGGGUGAAAUCUUGGAUGGGCUCUUGUGGACAAGAGAUGCCCCUCACAUUCUGACACAUUUGGGGCGCUUCUGCAAGGAAGAGUAGCCAAAUGCUUGUCAGUGUGCUGCCCAAAAACUGUGAAUAAUGGAAUCGUUUCAGCAUAUUGUAUUUUUUCGUUUAAAAAAAACCCUCUGGAUUUGAUUUUAUUAAAUUUAAUUAUUUUUUUGUGUGGGGUGGGGGUGAGCAAGGGGUGCUAGCUAAUCACUAAAUGACGUGACCGUCUAAUUUAUAUACGUAAUUGGCCCUGAUGCAUGUGCAUGCAAUUGUAAUGGUCACUAGGAAAGGAAUAACAUGGUAAUGGUUUCAUUUGAUUUGAACAGUGGAAUACAUAAUCAUAUUAUAAUCAGUCUAAUAAUUAAAUAAUCAAUACAAAUAGACAGAACAGAACAAGUUCAAGACUCUUGCUUGUAUUUUGCAAACAUCAACUGCUUGUAUUGUUUCUUGAAAUCGCUCAUCUUGGUUCUUUGUUUGAGUUCCUUACUCAAUCCGUUCCAUAAUUAGAUUCCACGUACUGAAAUGCUGUGGGUUUUUAGCGUUGUUCUCGCAUAUAAGUGCUUUAAGUUUACUUUUUUCCCUGAGAUCAUAUUUCUCCUCUUGGAGAAAAAGUAUUGUAUGACAUUUUUGGGUAGCAGGUUAUUUUUUGCUUUAUGCAUAAUUUUAGCCGUUUAAAAAUGUACUAAAUCAGCAAACUUAAAUAUUUGUGAUUUUAGAAAUAAAAGAUGUGUAUGUUCUCUAGGUGUGCAACAAUACGUGUAUCUGUAUCGUACCGUGACCCCUGUAUCGAACAAUGCUGACGGCUCUCGGUGCUGAAAGCUCAGUGUAUCUGCGAUCGACUACUCCGGCUUAGGUUGCAUUGUCAAUCACAGAGCCACUGAGCUCCCUCUCCCACAUUCAUACCAUGCUGCUGGGAGAAGCUCCACGCAAGCUGGCUCAUUGAAACAUGGCUAAUGCCUUUCCUGAUGGUGAACAUCCUCCACCCUCCUCCACAUCUGGUGUUUAGGACCACUUUGGUUUGACCCUGAUGCCAAGCGUGUUGUGGACAAAGAAAAACAGCAGUUUGUCGCAAGUGUCGCACAACGCUAAACUCCGUUGGUGGAAAUACAAGUACAACAAACGUGCCAACACAUUUACACCCCGGAUGUGAAAACAACUGGAAACAAAGCUCAUGAUUCAAAGAGGCUAAAGAGAUUGACCGGGCGAUAGCUACUUUUAUUGCUGUUUACCUGUUUUUUGUUGAAUAUCCCGUUGAGAAUGUUGGUACCCCAGAAGAUGAAUAUGGUAUAGCUUUGAUUUUGUAAGGAUUUAUUUCUUUGUAAUAUUUAGUCAGCUGCUAAGAAUGCACCACAUCAAUCUCCAUCAGAUACGUUUAUUUUUAUAUUCUUAUUAAACUGUGCUUUCUUAUAUGGUGCUAAAUGUGUGUUUAGCACAGUUUAGCAGCAGUUUCAAUAAAAUUCAAAUGUAUUUGUUGUAUCGGAAACAAUAUCAAACCGUAACACAAACGUAUCGAACUAAACUAAACGAAACGCGGCUUUAUGGAUUAUGGAUUAUCCUAACUGAUCUUUUUUGCAGUACAUUUAGCGGGUGAAGAUUGCUUUUAUAGUUAUUACCCCAUAGCUCUACACCAGGGGUGUCCAAAGUGCGGCCCGGGGGCCAUUUACGGCCCGCGACUGCUUUUUUUACUGGCCCUCGGCAUGUUGUAAAAAUACGAUUCAACAAGAAAAUUUUAAAAAGCAACAGCAAAAAUGGGGGAAAAAAACGGUAAUUUUCCAAGAAUAAAGACAAAACAUUAAGGGAGUAAAGUCAUUAUAUUAACAAAAAAAAAAAGAGCAAAAAAAACAACAUAAAGUUGAAAU